AUGGGGUUAGCCGAAACGUACAAUUACUACUACCAUGAAAUUGCAGAUCCUCGUGUCACGAACUGGCCUUUAAUGGGAGAUCCAUGGCCAAUUAUUUUAAUAAUAGCCAGCUAUUUAUAUUUUGUGUUUCAAUAUGAUCCCCGAUUCAUGCAGAAUAGACCAGCAUACGAACUAAAGACUUUUAUUCGAUUCUACAACCUUUUUCAAGUAUUUGCAAACGCUUACAUAGUAUCCGAAGUUUUAGCAGUUUAUCCCGACGCAACAGCACUACGAUGUGAUGAAGGCGAUGAUUCCUGGAAUCCCGAUGCAGUAAGAGUAGCAAGGACCUUUUAUUACGUAAUAUUAUUGAAAAUGGUUGACCUCAUUGAAACAGGACUGUUUGUCCUACGUAAGAAAAAGAACCAAAUCUCAUUUUUGCAUCAUAUAAGUACAAUAUUAUUUGGUGUGAUACUCGGUGGAUAUAUUUCUGGAGGAAUGGCAGUUUUUUAUCCUGCGCUGAAUAGUGCAGUUCAUGUGCAAUUUGUCUUUUUGUUGUUACAUGCUUUUGUCAGUCUAAAGCCAUCCUGUCACGUUACAAAAUUGCCAGCUAUUUUUAUGAUACCGAAUAUACUGUUAAAGUUGUUCUGA
Messenger RNA from Belonocnema kinseyi, 627 nucleotides. RefSeq names its product elongation of very long chain fatty acids protein 1-like. NCBI's taxonomy places the organism in Eukaryota, Metazoa, Arthropoda, Insecta, Hymenoptera, Cynipidae. The record is from RefSeq and is a predicted model, not a curated record. The transcript is spliced from 4 exons. Gene Ontology annotation, biological process: very long-chain fatty acid biosynthetic process; sphingolipid biosynthetic process; fatty acid elongation, saturated fatty acid. Bases 1 to 627 code for a protein of 208 amino acids. Gene Ontology annotation, molecular function: fatty acid elongase activity. Gene Ontology annotation, cellular component: endoplasmic reticulum membrane.